Drosophila simulans is the source of this 1092-nucleotide messenger RNA. RefSeq lists its product as uncharacterized. The record is from RefSeq and is a predicted model, not a curated record. Bases 469 to 1011 code for a protein of 180 amino acids. NCBI's taxonomy places the organism in Eukaryota, Metazoa, Arthropoda, Insecta, Diptera, Drosophilidae. The transcript is spliced from 4 exons.
UCCCAAUUAGCAGGAAGUGAUUCUAGCACGAAUCCAAAAUAGGAACUUCUUCUGGAUACGGAUUUUUACCAAUGAAUAAUAAAUUAGUAUCGUUGAAAUAUAAGUUUAGUUGUGCUGACUAUCAAUAUUAUAGUCAAUAUGUUGAAGCAUAAUUUAGGUAAUUUAUAAACAAUUUGAUGGACUGUAUAUUUAUCGAUAAGACCAAAUUGAUUUUGAAUAGUGUUCUUUUCUAAUUGAUGAAUGUUGGCUAGCUAAUUUGGAACGCUUUUAAUGGAUACAGCCAAAAAUUACUCACUAACAAGCUCUAUUUUCACGCUGUCAUAAUGCCGAUGUGGUCGUGGAUGUAACAAUUUAAACAGUUUAUCAAAGAAUAACUGCAUUAUUCCAGUCGUAAUUGCAUUAUUUGUAUAAAGAUAAAGUGUAGUUCAAGUUUAUAAGCCAGUUUAAUAUAUAUACCAAAAGGAUAUAAUGGCAAUCAAGCUAAAUUUCUUCUUCGCCUCUCUGAUUUUGCUUACAAAUUAUUUCACAGAGGUUUAUUCUGUAGUGGAAUUUACAAACAUACACUGCGAAUCUCUGGAUAAGGACUUCGCCUUAUUUGAAUAUUGUUUCCUGAAAUCUGAAAACCGAACAUACAAAUACGUUUCCGUAAAAGUUAAACUCCUAAAGAUACCCGUGAGCAAAGUAAAGGUGCGUUUAGGUCUCUAUAAACGUUUGAAUGGCUAUAAGCCCUUUCUCUACAAUAUGACUUUAGACGCGUGCAGAUUCCUAAACUCGCCGAAUCCCAAUCCGGUUGCCCUUUACUUUUACAGUUGGUUCAAGGACUAUUCUAACACAAACCACUCUUGUCCCUAUGACCAUGAUAUUGUGCUGGAUAAGAUGCCGUAUGAUAAUAUAAACAAUAAGAUUACCAAAAUACUGCCCUUUCCGGAAGGAAAAUAUAUGAUUGAAAUGCACUGGAUAGCCUACGACAUUAAUCGAGCUAUAACUAAGUUCUAUUGGACACUUACUUGAUAAUAUAAGCAAUCAACAUUUAUAACAUUAUAAUUGGAAUGCAAGUAAUGAAUCAUAAACUUGAAGAACAGUUUAAUUAAG